UUUGAGGGAUAAGAUCCCUUCCCAUCCAGAUCUCUUUGAAAUGAAUGAUGGUAUUGGCAAUUUUUGCACCCAUUGGUUUCCUAGGGUUACUAACUGUAUGAGAGAAAAAUAUUUUUAGUCCAGUCCACAGUUAGCAAAUAAGGCCGGGUAGGUAUUAUAAAUGAGUGAGGCUGGCUGGUGGAGACUUUGAAAAUGGAAGAACAUAGGUCUCAUUUAAAAGGGGCAGUAAGUAAUCAACCCCAGGCCACUGUUGCUUUUCAAGAAGUUCAGCCCAGUGUUGCUGGAUCUCUCUUUCUCUCCCUCUCUUCUAGAGUCUUCUCUCUCUCCAUUGAAAUCCAGAUAUUCAUAUUUUACAUGGGUUGUCUCAUAUAAUCUUUCCAAGUGUCCUACGAGGCAGGUGCUGUUAUCAUCACCAACCUUUUAACAAGUGAAGAAACUGUGGUACAAAUUAUUUAAGUAAUGAUAGAUUGACACAGCUAGGAGGUGGCAGAGCCAGGACUUGAACCAGGGCAGGAUAUAUCCAGGGCCUGUGCCCUGACCCACAGCCACUCUACACUUCUCACUUCCCGACUAUGACUUCUUCAAAGUCACAAGUACAGUUGCUCCAUCUUACAGCCUCGCUAAGGUAUGGCUAUUUCUGUGUUAAGGAACAAUUCAGUGAGCCCCAUUAUCCUAGUUGUGGAUAAAUGAAGACCACCCACAUGAGAACAAGCAAAGGCUGUUUAUUCAAAGCAAGGAAUUCAGCCACCAUCGCUUGCAUUUGACAGAGACGCCAAGGCAGGCAGGGGAGUGGGAAAGCUCUAUAGUGGGGAAAAAAGAAGGCUUCAGGUGUGCCCUGAUUGGAGGCUGUUGGCAUGAGGAAGCUGUAGCCAGGCUAACUAGAGGUUGGGCAUUCUGUGUGAUUGUUUAGGGGGGCUUAUUUGCCUUUCUCCAGUUGGCCCUAAGGUGGAAGCAGGAGCACAAAUUAGGGAAGCUGUCAGUUAUUAAUCAAGUCCUGACCAUUUGGGCCCAAUGCUACAGGGGUUAUUGUUGGCUUCCUGGACUAGUGGCUACAGAUACUAAUUUGACUUCCCAGACUGGUUCCUGUAGAUGGUACUUUGGCUUCCUAGGCUGGUUGACACAUGUUGUGGGUCAGAGUUCCAUUUUUACAUAUAGUCUGGCCACUGUUCCUCUGGAUAUUCCUUCUGUCAUAGAGGGAGGGUCUAAGAUGCCUACUUCUUGAUUCUCCAGCUGCAGUUCAUUGUGCAGGGGGGCUGUGCCUACUGACAGCCUGGACCACACAGCUCUGAAAGGAGACCUGGGACACCCAGCUGCUUCAUGAAUUGUUGGCUCAGCAAGAAGGGAAGAUGGCUCAGUUUGGGGUAGCUGAGGGCAACUGCCUGUGUUAAAUAUGCCGAGUUUCUCUAUUGGCCUUUAAAAGAGAAAGAGGGGAAGAAGUGCAGGGAGGGAAAACUUGACCUUAAAAGGGGGAGAAGAGAGUGUUGGGGAACUGAAUUAAGGAGACAGCCCCUUUUAUGCUCAGGACAGCUGAGAGCCUGAAGAUACAGAGGGUCCAAAAUUCCAUAAAGAAAACAAUGAUAAUAGUAACAGCGGAGCGACUUUCAAACAGCUGGCUGGAUGUUCGGCAUAUUGAAAAAUAUGUAGAUCAAGGUAAAAGUGGAACGAGAGAAUUACUUUGGUCCUGGGCACAGAAAAACAAGACCAUCGGCGACCUUUUACAGAUCCUCCAUGAGAUGGGACAUCAUCGAGCUAUCCAUUUAAUUGCAAACCAUGGAGCAGCUUUGAAUCCUUCAGAGAAGAGUCAUCAGGGAGAUGGAUUUCCAAACAUGUUCUUCAAGGAAACAGCCAAUGUCACAGUGGAUAAUGUUCUUAUUCCUGAACAUAAUAAAAAAGGAACAGUGCUUCAAUCCUCCAUCAGCUUUCAAAACAUCAUAGAAGGAACCAAAAACUUCCACAAAGACUUCCGCAUCGGAGAAGGGGAGGUUUUCGAGGUAUUCAGAGCGGAGGUCCAAAACCAAACCUAUGCCAUUAAGUUAUUUAAACAGGAGAAACAAAUGCAAUGUAAGAAACAAUGGAAGAGGUUUUUAUCUGAGCUUGAAGUUUUACUGCUAUUUCAUCAUCCAAACAUACUGGAGUUGACUGCAUAUUUCACAGAGAGUGAGAAGUUCUGCCUGGUUUAUCCAUACAUGAGGAACGGAUCACUUUUUGACAGAUUACAGUGCGUAGGUAACACAGCCCCACUCUCGUGGCACAUUCGGAUCAGUGUACUCAUAGGAACAGCCAAAGCCUUGCGGUACCUGCACAGCACGGACUGCUGCUCAGUCACCUGCGGCAGCAUAUCAAGUGCCAACAUACUUUUGGACGAUCAGUUUCAACCCAAACUCACCGACUUUGCCAUGGCACACUUCCGACCCCACCUGGAGCAGCGGAGCUGCACCAUAAGCAUGAGCAGCAGCAGCGGUACACAUUUGUGGUACAUGCCGGAAGAGUAUGUCAGGCAGGGCAAACUGUCCACUAAAACAGACGUCUACAGCUUUGGCAUCGUGAUAAUGGAAGUUCUGACAGGUUGUAAAGUGGUCUUAGAUGAGCGAAAGCAUAUUCAGCUGAGGGAUCACCUUAUGGAGCUGAUGGAGAAGAGAGGCCUCGAUUCAUGUCUCUCGUUUCUAGAUAAGAAAGUGAUUCCCUGUCCUCGGAAUUUCUCUGCCAAGCUCUUCUCCUUGGCAGGCCAGUGUGCGGCAACACGGGCGAAACUAAGACCAUCAAUGGAUGAAGUUCUGCCUAUCCUAGAAAGUACUCAAGCCAGCUUGUAUUUUGCGGACGACCCUCCCACCUCACUCAAGUCCUUCAGCUGUCCUCCUCCUCCGUUCUUGGAAAAUGUGCCAAGCAUCCCCAUGGAAGAUGACGAAAGGCAGAGUAAUCACUCACUGCUUCAUGAUAAACAUCUGAGAAAAGAGAGACUGACUCAGAAAAUUCCCUUUGAGUGCAGCCAGUCUGAGGUUACAUUUCUGGGCUUUGGUGGAAAGGCGGGGAGCGAGGGAAACGAGGACGCUUGCCGUGCGCCCAGCUCCCCCCGUGAAGAGCGCUGGUCUCCGAAGCUCGCAGCUCCAGCCCAGGACUCCAGGGCCUCUGGUGUGACUGUGGAGCCUUCUGCAGAGGCUCCCGGCCAUUCUUACAGGAGCAGGCCGGUGGAGACGGGCUGUUCCAGUGCGUUUUCCUGGAAUGAAUGUGAAGAGCACAAAAAGGAAUCCAUUUUACCAGAAGAUAAAGAAGAUGGCAAGUAUCACCAAAGCGCCUGAGUACAGGUACCAUCAUGGGCAGCCGUGGUCUUUGUAAGUAAUGCCAAGAGGACGAUCGAUGGUGACCUUGGGAAUGCAGAUCCACAAACCCAUUCAUUACCCUCCAGCUGACAAAACGGGCUUAAAAGUGUGUUUUAUCAGGUAACUGCCUUGUGAUAAAACCUAGGUAAUUAGAGCCAGUUGUGGUUACUUAAGAGCAUGGUCUCUGACUUCAGACAAUCAAAACCUACCAAACAGAGAUUGGAUUCCAGUGUCUUCAUCAGCUUCCAUCUGAGUCCUCAGAGCCUUCAGCCCGCUGAGUACGUUUAGUUGGAUUCCAUUGUUUGGUGUAGCUUGCUUGCGAAGGUUGCAGGAAAUGUCUAGUUGAUCAAUAUUAAUAGAUGUCCUUUAAAGAACUGCCUUUUCAUUUACUUUGAUUGACCCGUAGUACUUUUCUGUUCAUCCCUAUCAAGCUUGCCUGUCUGCAAUGCGCCAGGUUCACCCUGGGCUGUGACAUGUUCUAUGUAGAGAGGAGUUCUUGCCAAGAUCUGUAUUCUGUACUUAAACUCAGGGGAGUUUAUCACAUAUAGUAUAGCUGUUGACUGUUGUUACAAGUUCUUUCUUACAAACUUAGAGAUGUAUUAUAUCCUGAGUAGGAUGUAUCAGAUUUUAAUCAAGCGAUUUCUGUUUCUGAGUAAAUGGCUGGUCACAAGCGCACGGUCAGCUUUUCGUUUGAUUCUGAACCUCCCUGCUCUGCUUCACUGCUGCUGUCUCCCAAGUCUCUCCCUGUAACAUCUUCCCAGCCCCGGAGGGCCCCUCCUCUGGAGGCUUCCCUAAUCUCUCCAGCCAGACAUACUCACAUCAUCAACAUCUCCACAGCAGUUACUU
This is a messenger RNA of Molossus molossus (Pallas's mastiff bat), 4163 nucleotides long. It is a transcript of the gene IRAK3, whose product is annotated as interleukin 1 receptor associated kinase 3. The record is from RefSeq and is a predicted model, not a curated record. Bases 1515 to 3296 code for a protein of 593 amino acids. The transcript has 12 exons. Gene Ontology annotation, biological process: protein phosphorylation; negative regulation of interleukin-12 production; intracellular signal transduction. NCBI's taxonomy places the organism in Eukaryota, Metazoa, Chordata, Mammalia, Chiroptera, Molossidae. Gene Ontology annotation, cellular component: cytoplasm; plasma membrane; nucleus. Gene Ontology annotation, molecular function: protein serine/threonine kinase activity; ATP binding; protein binding.